GCGUCACCCCAUGUUCGCAUUCGUUCGCUACUAUUACAUGCCGCCGUCAUCGCUGCGGGGUACUCCCUUGCAGAAAAGGUUGGAAUGAGGGUAGAUUCAGUGGCCACUGUUUACAGUGCCAUUAGCUUCCUUGCCUUUGUUGACGAUUGCACGGAUUCGGCCAGGUUUCAACUGGCUUCCUGAUCGAAUUUAGGGAAAACGGGGCGCAUGGGCCUUUCGUGCAUUCAGAUAGUGAUUUGGAUAUAAGGACAUUUGGCCGAGAAACUAACCGAUGGAAAAUGUCGACUUUUAGUUCCGCUCACUCCUAUAUGUCACCUCCUCGUGGUGAUUCCGUGCAUGACGACCUACAGUCUGAACAUCCUCAAAGUUCCGACAUUGAAACACCAAGGGCAGUCCACGACUCCCAAGAAGAGCACCCAAGUGAGUCAGAGAGUCCAACACAUCACACAGACCCCUCAUCGAAACACCGGCGGUUUUACAGUCUCAACUACGCGCCGACAUUUAUACCAAAUCCAUUUCCUCAUAGGAACACAUAUAGUACGAGGAAAGGCUACCGGUCUUCCGUGAUUCUGAACCCCAUUUACGAGGAGGGAACGCAUGGCAAUGACUUAAGGUAUGGGGAGGAAAUAUACUUUGGCCGACCUAGUGGGAGUAAUACCUACUCUAGAGGUUUCAUUUUUCAUCACGAUGAGGACGAAAGGGCGUCGUAUCGCACGGCAACGCCCGACUACAGUCGCUACAGUGGGAUGCGACCAGAAAGUUUAGAAUCUUUCCCGUACUAUACUUGGUCUUCUAGAGCUUCUAGUUUUCAACGACCAAUAGUUGUACCUCCUGUUGUCAUAACAGCGCCUCCCAAAGAUAUGCCAUGGCAACCGCCGCACAUGCCUUUUUUCUUCAAGUGCCCGCCUCCGAAACCUGCAAGCUACAUGUGGUUUGCCAUUAUAGUGGCCAUGGUCUUCAAUGUACUGUUUGGAUUGAUAGCAAUUCAUUUUUCGCGUAA
Messenger RNA from Lingula anatina, 1000 nucleotides. RefSeq lists its product as uncharacterized. Gene Ontology annotation, cellular component: membrane. The record is from RefSeq and is a predicted model, not a curated record. NCBI's taxonomy places the organism in Eukaryota, Metazoa, Brachiopoda, Lingulata, Lingulida, Lingulidae.